AAAGUGUGUCCCCUCUGUCAUUGGCUCAGUGCCUAAUGUCACAUUAUGCGUCUCAUUGUGUCUUUGUGGUCUUUUGGGGUAUAAAUACAGCCUCCUUGAUGUUCUCACACACUCAUUCCUCAUUCUUCCUGAAGACCCUCCGGCUCAACCGUCAGAGCAACCCGAUACAGGACAAGUUCCUGCAUUGACUUAACUUCAAGGCAUUUUAAACUUAAGUCAAGUGGAGUUUUUCCUGAAGACCACGAGUUCUCAACCUAAACAGACAACGUUUAGUUCUUUUCAAGUUCUGUAGAUUUUCGGCUUCAGACAAGAUGGAUUCUGACGCUGGGUCCACAUGCAGCCGAUCUUCAUCCCCCGACCUGGCUGUGGACUCCCCUGCCAGCGUUUUUUUCGCUGACAAAAUGUUCCAGGCGUACUCCGGUGACAGAGAAUCGGUGCAUCUCAGGGCUGAAAAGAAUUGCGAUCGCUCACACAGCUCCGCAUCUGGCUUAAAAGGCUGUGCAGAAGUGGACCUCUCCAAAGACGACCCGCAAGAUUUGCGGCUAAAAGUCAACAGCCGAGAGCGCAAGAGAAUGCACGACCUGAAUCAGGCUAUGGACGGACUCAGAGAAGUAAUGCCCUACGCACAGGGACCUUCGGUACGCAAGCUUUCCAAAAUCUCCACCCUGUUACUCGCCCGAAACUACAUCCUCAUGCUGUCCAGCUCCUUGGACGAGAUGAAGAAGCUCGUCAGUGACGUGUACGGAGCGAGCGCUCAGAGCCACUCGGCUAGACGAGUUCUACCCCCGGCUUCGGCCGCACCUGUCCCUCAGUUGCCUCUGCUGUCUCUUACCCCGUCCCUGCACUCUCUGGUGGGCAGCGGCUCAGCUGUGACAGUUGCCCCUCUCCGGCACACCUCAACGCAACCGACUGUGGCUCAUGCUCCACGCUCAUCCCCCACCGCUGGUUACUUGGGGUUCCCGGCCCCACCUCUCCACACAAUGAUGAAGGACCCUCUGCACCUCUCCAGCGGAUACAGGCAUUUCCCCGGCAUGCCCUGCCCGUGUUCCCUCUGCCAGCCCCUUCCCGCGUCCACAGGCUGUCUCCACGGCCUCUCCAUGGGGAAGUGAUUCUGGUGAGGCACAGGCUUCACGCUGGAGUAGGCCUGAUGUCGAAAUACGGACUGAUCCACACCUGGGUGUGUUUUGUAUACAUGUAAAUGUCCUGUACAGAAUUUCCUCUUGACAAGCUGCUGCUAUUUUUGUACUGAAGAAUGUUUUGUAAUGUUGAAGUUGUCCAAAAGUGCUUUUGAAUAGUCACUGAACUUGUGUGUCUUUUGUAGC
This is a messenger RNA of Triplophysa dalaica, 1322 nucleotides long. RefSeq names its product oligodendrocyte transcription factor 4 (gene olig4). The coding region runs from base 312 to 1109 and encodes 265 amino acids. The record is from RefSeq and is a predicted model, not a curated record. Lineage: Eukaryota; Metazoa; Chordata; Actinopteri; Cypriniformes; Nemacheilidae. The transcript has a single exon. Gene Ontology annotation, molecular function: protein dimerization activity.